Molecule: messenger RNA, 478 nt
Organism: Lucilia cuprina (Australian sheep blowfly)
Lineage: Eukaryota; Metazoa; Arthropoda; Insecta; Diptera; Calliphoridae
Gene: ClpP
Product: ATP-dependent Clp protease proteolytic subunit, mitochondrial
Exons: 3
Coding region: 29-478 (149 amino acids)
Biological process (GO): protein quality control for misfolded or incompletely synthesized proteins
Cellular component (GO): endopeptidase Clp complex
Molecular function (GO): ATP-dependent peptidase activity; ATPase binding; serine-type endopeptidase activity
Source: RefSeq, a predicted model, not a curated record
CCUAAAAAUAAAAAGUAGAACCGAUUGCAUGCAUCCAUCUCUGAAAAAUUGUGUGAACUCGGCCUUAUGUUUUUGUCAUUUAAUUUAUUUGCAAAAAAUAGUCGAAAACAAAGAAUCAUUUCAAAAUAAUAUGCUUAAAUCAUUUAGUAAAAUUAUUAAAACAUGUUCCUCCCGCCAAAUACAUUUAAUUCCAAUGGUUGUCGAACAAACCGGUAGAGGUGAGCGUGCUUACGACAUAUUUUCAAGAUUACUUAAGGAACGCAUUAUAUGUUUGAUGGGCCCGAUACACGAUGAUUUAAGCUCUUUAGUAGUAGCACAAUUACUAUUCUUGCAAUCCGAAAAUUCAAAUAAGCCAAUCCAUUUAUAUAUAAACUCUCCUGGUGGUGUUGUAACUGCUGGUCUUGCUAUAUAUGAUACGAUGCAAUACGUAAAACCUCCUAUAGCAACCUGGUGCGUUGGUCAAUUAAGUAAUGUCUAA